Salvelinus sp. IW2-2015 is the source of this 2400-nucleotide messenger RNA. The record is from RefSeq and is a predicted model, not a curated record. Lineage: Eukaryota; Metazoa; Chordata; Actinopteri; Salmoniformes; Salmonidae.
AUGACGGACUCUUCCACCUCCAAAGUCGAUAUCCCGCUCCAGAGGACGUUUCUUUUUUUGCUGAGUUUAGUAGACACACACACACACACUAGCAUAUGUCUCUUGUCUCUAUUAAUCAGAGGUCAGACACACAAAGUCUGUGUGCUGCUGUGUAACUCUCCGCCAUACCUGCUCCCUGCCGUGGAGAGUGUCAGCUAUACGGGCUGCACUGCAGACAAUCUGGUCAAGAUCAUCAGAGACAGAGGGAUUCAUUUUUCUGUGGUGUCGCCACGGAAACUGCCAGCGUUACGGKCGCUGUUCGAYAGGGCGUCACCAGUCGGGGGACCAGUCGAMCCCCACCCAGACUACAGCCAAGACCCCUUCCACAUGAUCCUGGUUAGGGGUAUCUCACUUCCUGGUGAGGAGCAGCACUCRAAAUACUUGACAGUGAACARAUUGAUUGAAGUCAGUAUUGGCCCAUCAAAUUCUAAAAUGUUUCUUUCUCCAGURUCAUCAGGGGGAGGAUCGGGCCCUCUCAAACCAAUUCUACCCMCUCAACCCCUGCCUGUCAGUCAGCCUCCUCUUGGUCCCRCCUCRCAGGCUCCUCCACCAAUAAGCACGGCCCAUCCAUAUCAGCCCCCAYCUUCCCUUAACGCGGCUCAGGCAGCUGCACAGAUGGCUGUAGAGGCAGCCAACAACCAGAAGAGUCGCUUCCCAGGCAUGGUCAAUCCUGGUCCCCCAUUCAGUGGUCAGUCAACUCUCCCAUCUGUAGCAGGAGUUAAGUUGGCGCCCUCCAGUCAGCCCAGCCUAUCCACAGUCACCACAGUUUCCACACCCAUGUUGCCUCAGCAACAAGCCCCUCCCCCGCAGCAGCAACAAGUCCAGCCGCCAGGACAACCACAGCCCAAUCAGCAGCAGCCGGUGCCCCCUCAGCAGCAGCAGCCCACAGCCAAUCAGCAGACSCCCCCAUCCUCACAGCCUGGCAUGCCUGGUGUGUCUGCAGCCCAGGCAAAUCCGAUUGGGGGGCAGCAGCAAGGCGUUGCCAAUAAGAUUGUAGCAUGGAGUGGGGUGCUGGAGUGGCAAGAGAAGCCCAAAGCCUCGUCUAUGGAUUCCAAUACCAAACUCACUCGCUCCYUGCCCUGCCAGGUGCAAGUCAACCAAGGAGAGAACCUAAAUGCCGACCAGUGGCCACAGAAGCUCAUCAUGCAAUUGAUCCCACAACAGCUACUGACAACACUCGGUCCCCUCUUCAGAAACUCUAGAAUGGUUCAGUUUCUCUUCACCAACAAAGAUGUGGAGUCACUAAAAGGUCUUUAUCGUAUCAUGGCCACUGGAUUUGCAGGGUGCGUCCACUUCCCCCACAGCGCCCCCUGUGAGGUGCGGGUGCUCAUGCUGCUCUACUCCUCCAAGAAGAGGAUUUUCAUGGGCCUCAUCCCCAACGACCAGAGCGGCUUCGUCAACGGCAUCCGACAGGUCAUCACCAACCACAAACAGGUCCAGCAGCACCGCUCGUUAGGUUCAGGAGGGCCGAUGCCAGGGCCACCUGGCCAGGUUCAACCCAAUCAGAACUUCCUCAACCGGCCGCAGGGGCCCAUCCCUGUCUCCCAUGGCAACGUGCAGCAGCAGUCUGUGGUGGUGGGCAUGCCCUCUGUUAGUCAGGUCACUCUGAUGGAGGAACAGCAGAGACAGGCCAACCUGAUGACGAUGAGAGCAUCCGGCGCACCUAAUCAGCCUGUCACCGGUGCUCCGCCCAACCAGGUCACUCAGGGUGGACAGGCCCCACCCCAGGGUGCCAUGCUCCGCCUACCAAACCCAGGAGCCAAUCCGCAGCUGCGCAGUCUCCUCCUCAGCCAACAGCAGCCACAGGGUGGUGUUGGUCACAUGCAGGGCAUGAUGCCUCACCAGGGGCUGGGAGGGCAGCUGGUCCACCCUACUCCAGGAGCGGGCCCCCAAAUGCAGGCCCAGUGGAGACAGCCCCUGGCAGGUCAGAUGAUGAUGGCUGCUGGUCAGAGGGGCCCUGGAGCCCAGCCCCCCGGGAUGCCCCAGGUGUCUUCCGUCAUGGAGGAUGAGAUUCUCAUGGACCUUAUUUGAGUUUGGACCCAAAAAGACUACAUCCCCCAGCAACCAGCAUUUUCAGUUUCAUCAUGGGGGCAGACUGGGAGAUGUAGUUUUCUUAGUUUCUACUCUGGCUUUUCUUUUCUUUUUUUCCCCUUAUUUUAUAUAAAAAGUUGUCCCAACCCAAUGGGAGGACAGUGUUCAUUACACUGUUGUGUGCUUGUAUGGAAACCUGUUUUACAUUCAUUUAAUUGUUUAUAUGAAAUGUCUUUUUUAUUGAGGUUUAAAUUUUCCUGAAGUUGUGUUUUUGAGCUAUAUUACGUUGUUUUAUUGAGAUGAAAUAGAUACAUUUUGUCAAGGAGCCAA